Molecule: messenger RNA, 3701 nt
Organism: Anopheles aquasalis
Lineage: Eukaryota; Metazoa; Arthropoda; Insecta; Diptera; Culicidae
Product: ethanolaminephosphotransferase 1
Biological process (GO): phosphatidylethanolamine biosynthetic process
Cellular component (GO): Golgi apparatus; endoplasmic reticulum membrane
Molecular function (GO): ethanolaminephosphotransferase activity
Source: RefSeq, a predicted model, not a curated record
ACGAAGAACGAAGGUGGAAAAACGUUUGGGGACGUUUUUCGGUUGCAUUUAAUGUAGCAUCCAACGUGAAAAGGUCCCGGUUCGCUGCUGUUUAGUUUCCUCUACCCUUUAUCCGAUCCGGCGGGGUGAGUGUGUGUCGGGGGAAGUGAGGCGGCAAAGGCGAGCCGCGUGUGCAUACGGUUGCCGGUCGGUGGCGGUGGUCGGCGUUUCCUGCUGCCUUCUCCUUAUCCCUCGGGCGAUAAAGUAUCUUCUUAAUCGGUUAAUCGCUCCGAGGACGGACAGCAGCAGAUACUAGUCUCUAGGUCCCGCUCGUAUGACCUCGUAUGCUAGCAACUAAACGCCGAAAUACACUGGUGCCCACUGGUUAGCGGCGGUCAACCGUCGGAAGAUCACGAACCAUCAAUUAGCGCUCCCCAUCAGCGCUCUGCUGCAUUCCCGCGUGUGUGGUGCCCGCUCUAGCUAGCUGCCCAACACUGCCGACCGUUCGGAACGAUGGGAGACCUUUACCUCACCAAGGAGCACCUGGCUGGGUUCGAUAAUUACAAGUACAAUGCCAGAGACACGUCGCCGCUUAGCAUAUACGUGAUGCAUCCGUUCUGGAACUGGCUCGUGGAGUACUUUCCAAAAUGGAUCGCACCGAAUUUGAUGACGUUUGCCGGCUUCCUGUUCACGGUGGCCAACUUUGUGAUGCUGUCUUGGUAUGAUUGGGGUUUCUGGGCGAGCACGGAGCUCGAAGGGGCAACACCGGUGCCGAACUGGUUUUGGGCGCUGGCAGCGGUGAACAUCUUUCUCGCCUACACCCUGGACGGCAUCGAUGGGAAGCAAGCCCGACGAAUCCAACUGUCCGGACCGCUCGGUGAGCUGUUCGACCAUGGACUCGACUCGUACUCGGCGUUCUUCAUUCCGGCCUGCCUGUACAGCAUCUUUGGCCGUGGGCCCUCGUCCGUUCCGCCGAUCCGCAUGUACUACAUCAUGUGGACGAUUUUCUUCAAUUUCUACCUGUCCCACUGGGAAAAGUACAAUACGGGUGUGUUGUAUCUGCCAUGGGGCUACGAUCUUGGGAUGUGGGGCUCGGUACUGAUGUAUCUAGCGACGUACACUUUUGGCUACCAGCUGUGGAAGGAACCGAUGCCGUGGGGUGUUACGGCCGGGCAGCUAAUGGAACUGUGCCUGCACGUUAGCGCCAUGUCCAAUUUACCGAUGGUCGUCUACAACAUGUACCGCUCGUACAAGGAUCGUACGGGCAAGAUGCGUUCCGUCAAGGAGGCCAUGCGUCCACUGUUCACGUAUGGCACCUUCAUGUUCGUCUGCCUACUGUGGGUAUUUGUUUCUCCGAGCGAUAUCAUGAACCGUGACCCACGAGCCGUCUACAUCAUGACAGGGACAAUUUUCAGUAACAUUAGCUGUCGUCUGAUUGUUUCGCAAAUGUCGAACACGAUCGCAGAAACGUUCAACUGGAUGACGGGAUUGCUGGGAGUGGCCGUACUGAUGAGUGUCACGAUGCCGCUACUUGAAAGGCCUAUACUCUAUCUAAUGGUGAUUGGUUCCUCGCUAGCCCAUUGGCACUAUGGUAGUGGUGUGGUACAACAAAUGUGCCAACACUUCAAACGGCGGUGCUUUUUGGUGACGAAACCAAAUCAAGCGCGUGACUAGGAGGCACUGCUAUGCACUGCCUAGUAACCUUGCGCGGAUCCAUGCUGAACCAGUUAAACAAUGAACUGGACGAAUGUCAAUUUGUGACUGCAGCAGCAACAUGGCAGACUACGCAUCGGCGUAACAAACUUUUCUUCCUCUUUCUCUACUAGGCAGUGUACUUUUAUCUCUUGCUUUUUUUCCUAGCACCUUUGUCUUUAGCACCUUCCUUUCGGUUUAAUAGAUGUGACACUGUAUACUACUGAUAACUCGUAUUACAAUUAGGUGUUAUAGUAAGAUAAGAGCACAGUAACGCUUCGAAGCACACGCACGGGUCGUUAACCUUAAUGGGGGGCAGCUGUGUGAUAAGCUGUGAAUCGACAGGUUAUUUCCUUCUUUUAAUUUAAUGGAUUAGUACUUUGAAACAAAAAAGUAUCUUCUCGAAAACAAUUGUUAUUGCUUGCGUGGAAUUGUGUGGCCCCUAUAAUGCGGGCCGUAAAUUCAAAUUUCCAAACGCGCGACUUCCAUGCUAGGAAGUGCCCUCCUAGGGUCUAGCAUUUAGUUUGUUAUGAAUGGACACUAACGGAUUUUGCUCUUUAUACAUCACAGCGCGUUCGAGUAAGUUUGAAGCUUAGUGUGAGCGUAAUGGGCUAUGAAUUCAAACAGGUGCAUUAGUGAUAAGUUCGCCACCCGAAGACGCAGGAAAUCGAACAAAUAAUUUAUCCCAAAGAACAGCUUUCACUGUUAGUAGUGGUCGCAUCGUUACUCAUUACGUUCAUAUUGUCUCAUCGGUGGCUAACUCUCCUAACCGAACAAUAACCCCCGGAUUGCAUUGAUGUACAUAUAUAUAUAUAUAUAUAUACAUAAAUAUACUUAUGGAUAUGGUAUUGAACGUGUUCAAUAAGAAAUGGAAGGGAUGUCCAUGCUCGCUAGGCUAAGGCUCAGGAAAAUUAUUUGGAAUACCGUAAGCGCGGGGGUCAGCGGAAGGAUCCGUCGAUAGAUGUGAAACCAUGCAAAUGAACAGCGGGGGCAACAAGAGAGGAACGUAAGGCUACCAGUACGUCAUGUAAUGCGUUGUGUUCGGUUUGUGCACAUGUUAACAUUUUCCGCCAGGAAUCGUCAUGACAAUAAUGUGUAGUGCAGAGGCUGAAACAGAAGGAAUGUAUUUUGCUCAUUGGCUAUCUUUUUGGAUCUCCUCAAUUCAUGAUUAUUUCCUCUUUUAUUUACGGAUUUCUUUCCCUCCGGCCGUAUCUUUCACUUCCCGAACACUUCUUCCCGGGAGCGUUUGUUGAAACUAUCAAGCAGAUACUAAAGCGAGCAUAUAAAUGAUUUGGCCGAUACAGCUCCGUUAGAUAGCUAGACAGAGAGAGAAUGAAUUAGGUUGGAAUAAGAAAUUGAUCAAAAAAGAAGAAGAAAAAACCAAAAAUGUUUCGAGUUAAAACGUGGAGAACACAUCGAUUGAAGUAGAUAAUCUUAUAACAAACGCAUCCAAAACACAGGCACCGAAUGGUCUCGAGUUUAGCUUUAAUUUCGAUUUCAAUCUAUGCAUUUAACCCAUUUCGCCAGCUUAGUGCCAUAUCGUCGUCACUCACCCGCACUCUCAUCACACGAUAUGGAGAUCGCACCGACACAUGACGAUGGAAUUGCUAAUCUUACUCACAGUUUCUGGUCCGGGUCGGAGGAGCACAACACAUGACACAGACGCUAGAUCUUAGUGCAUUAACUCUAUACCUAUUUAUACAUGCGCGUAUAAUCAUAUGAAAAUCACGAGAACCAACAUCAACACAUCAACAUAAGCUAGAACAUAACAUAUUAUCUCUUUUUACGAAAGAAAAAAAAAACAAAACUAAAUACAAAUCGUGCUGUAUUGUCUAGCAAAUGGUGUAAGCGAAACCCACGCGGACAGCAUUUUCGUUUCUUUUUCAAUCUUGUUUACGGUGGCCAACGAAGCCCGGCGGCGGUUUCAAGAGUUUGGCUCUGGAAAGCAAAUAUCAGCUAAUCAUAGCGACCGGGUUCAAUUGUGUUACAAUCUAUGCCAUUGCAAACAAAUCAAUAAAACUAAAACGAAC